This is a messenger RNA of Arachis stenosperma, 2582 nucleotides long. RefSeq lists its product as uncharacterized. Bases 76 to 2469 code for a protein of 797 amino acids. Gene Ontology annotation, biological process: transmembrane transport. NCBI's taxonomy places the organism in Eukaryota, Viridiplantae, Streptophyta, Magnoliopsida, Fabales, Fabaceae. Gene Ontology annotation, cellular component: plasma membrane. The record is from RefSeq and is a predicted model, not a curated record. The transcript is spliced from 3 exons. Gene Ontology annotation, molecular function: transmembrane transporter activity.
UACCAAUUCAAUUCACAAUCUCAAUUUUUUGUACUUCAAAUUAUAUACUCCCUCUCAUUAUUAGUUAGUAUUAUCAUGUCAAAGAUUAUAAACACAAUUAGUAGCACAAGGGCAGAGGUGUGGCAAGCACGCUUAGGAUCAGCCCUAAGGACCACUCUAGCAUGCACCAUAGUAGGUUGCACCUCCCUCUACGGCCCCGAAUCCCUCCGGCGCUAUCUCGAGUUCCCGGCCUUCUCGUAUGUUACCACAAUCCUCAUAGUCUCGGACGCAACACUCGGUGACACCCUAAGAGGUUGUUGCCACGUCCUCUUUGCCACUAUCCAGGUCAUGAUCGUUUCUCUUCUUAGCCUUCAUGUGAUAGGACCUACCAACUUCUCUAACCACACGGCCGCGAUGAUGGUCGCGGCCGGUUCAUUUUUAGUGGCGCUUCCUGGAUCGUUGGAGUUGGUGGCUAAGCGGAUUGCAUUCGGGCAAUUAGUGAUUGUUCAUGUAAGCGCCGCAAUAAAUAGCGCCGCGGAAGCAGGGGUGACGGUUUACCCAAUUCAUGCCGCAUCCUCCACAGCCCUUGGAGUUGUGGCUUCAAUCCUUGCCAUGUUGUUACCAUAUCCUCGCCUCGCCUAUUAUGAGGUGAGGAAACUCUACCGAUUAUACACUGAUAACAUAUCUGAAAGGUUAAAUUGGAAUAUAGACACCAUCACUGCCUCAGAUUGUUCAACUGCUGUUGGUUUUUCCAAUCAAUCCAUGACCCUCUCUACAAUAGGAGCCAAGCUUUUCCAGAGAAUCGAAGUUAACAUGAAAGGCAUGCAUUGGGAAAGGCCUCAUAAUCCUCACUGCAUAGACCCAAAGGAGAGACUGCAAGACUUGGAGGUACCAAUCAGAGGGAUGGACAUUGCUUUAUCAAGUUGCACUUCUUUUCCCAUCGAUGUCAUUGAUGAAGAACUCAGAGGUGUCUUGACCCAUUGCAAAGGAAGAUUCAGCCAAAAAUUAGAUCAACAAGGCAAGUGUUUUGCACCUUUUGAUGCAACCACCAGCUUAGAGACCAAGAAGGAAAUUUUGAACAGAAGCAUUUCCAAAGCCUAUAAAGAUCUUCCAACUUCAUUCUUCUUGUAUUGUUUGCAACUUCUCCUAGACAAUUCACCUGUGACAAAGAAAAUUGACCACAUGGUGGAGAAAACAAAGAAAAUUGGUGAUUCGGAAAGGAUCUUCAGAAAGAUAGCAGAGGUUGUUAUGAACUUUAUGCCUAGCACUCACAACUUGGUUUUUGCAUUCAAGUGCUCCCUUUCAUUAGGUCUUGCUGUCUUCUUCGGUUUGACAUAUAAUAAGGAAAAUGGAUAUUGGUCAGGACUCACAAUCGCUAUCAGUUUUGAUACUAGACGCCAACCAACGUUCUCGGUUGCAAAUGCGCGCGGACAGGGAACAGCAAUGGGAUCAAUCUAUGGGGUUCUUUGUUGCUCCAUUUUCCAUAAAUAUGCGGAUUUGAGGUUGUUGCCUCUUCUACCAUGGCUGGUUUUCUAUACUUUUCUUAGGCAUAGCAAAAUGUAUGGGCAAUCUGGUGCGAUUUCAGCUGUUAUAGGAGCCUCACUUAUCCUUGGUAGGAAGCAUUACGGCCCUCCAACUCAAUUCGCAAUAACGAGAAUCACCGAGGCCACAAUAGGACUCGUUUGCUUCAUCAUUGUAGAGAUUCUAGUGAGUCCCUCAAGAGCAACAACUCUAGCGAAAACAGCACUUUCGGAAAGCUUGGGAACACUUCAAGAUUGCAUUACCAAAGACAUGCCAAUGCCAUCUAUAAGUUCUCAAGCACUAAGAGAAGGACAAAAUAAGAUGAAAUCUCUGGUGUGUCAAUUGGAAGCAUUUAUAGCAGAAGCUGAUUUGGAGCCAAAUUUCUGGUUCCUUCCAUUUCAUGGUGCUUGCUACCAAAAGAUGCUCGAAUCUCUAUCAAGGACAGCAGACCUCUUACUCUUUGUGGCAUACUCAAUGGAACAACUCACACAAUUAUCACAGAAGGGUAAUGGAGGAUCCGAGGUCGACCUACAAAACGGAAUGAAUGAGACUAUAGAGAAUUUUAAGAACAAAGUUGGCCCGACAUUGAAAUGCCUCGAAGAGAUAACAAAGAUGAAGUCGCUUAAGAAACUAGAGAAAGAGUUGAAGAAAAGAAAUCUUCCUUGUGAUAUUGAGUCAGGAGAAUAUCCCAAUGCAGAAACAUUCUUGAUUGGAGAUGAGGACGUGGAAAUCAUUUUGGGGACUUUCUUCAAACACCUGGAGGGCAUAACUAGCAGAACUCACACUAACAGAGAUGAGGAAAUGCUUUUUCAUUACAGUUGCUUGGGAUUCUGCAUUAGUAACUUGGUGAGAGAAAUCAUAAAAAUUGAGAACCAAGUAAGAGAACUAAUUAUGUGGGAGAAUCCAUCAAAUCAAGCGAACAUGAAAGAAAUUUGUUGUAAGAUUAGCACCUUGUGUUCACUGUCAUAAGUGAACACAAGAAGUAACUUUUCCUUGUGAAUUAUUAACCAAUGUCGAUGGUAUCUUAUUGUAAAAUUAUCUAACUAAAAUAACAAGAGAAAUGAUGGCAUCUUAUUUUGUUA